GCGAGGACGACGACAAGCAAUGACGACGCAAGAAGACACACUAGUAUGAGCCAAGGCAUCAAGCCGAGCCGGCUGCGUUUCAAAGCGAAAGCGCCUCGCUCUCCCGCAGAAGAAGCUCAGCUCCCACCGGACCUGCAAGAAGAUGAAGAGGAGAUUCUGCAAGCGGCAUCCCUUGAUGCUGGUCCAUCGGUCGCAAUUCCCAAGCGAUGGCUCGAUGCGGCGAGGGAGGGUGAUGGUCGGAGGUCCAAAAUGGCGGGUGGUAUGCAUGAGAUGGACGAGGAAGAGUAUGCUGAGUUCGUUAGGGCUGGUCACCAUUCUAGAACUGGAAGAGGGGCCGAGGAGAGAGAGGAAGAGGAGAAGGAGAAGAGCGAAAAGAGGGAGAGGGAGCAGAGAGAUAGUGAAGCGGAAGCGGAAAAUAGACGCAGAAGGAGACGACGAAGGAGACGAAAAAGAGAAGAAAAGACACGAGCAAAGGAGCAGGAGACCAAUCAUACAUCAAGCCGUCAAGCCUUUGACGGGCAAUGGUCCCUGGGAGUGCUGAGCAGUGUGCAAGACGUCCCGUGGCCUGUGCACCCUCCAUCAUCUCCACUCAACCGUAUCAACAUCGACCACUUUCUCUUCUCUGGAUCUUCUGAGUCCGCAGGCUCGCGCCGUCUCCGGACUGCACUCCGUCGGUUUCACCCGGAUCGCUUUCUUCAGGCCCACACCUUCGCCAGUGAACAAGCCAAGGACGAGAUUCUCGAGAAGGCAAAGACAGUGGCACAAAUACUGGCAGACAUUGUUGUCGACCGUCGCAAUCAAUAGGAAUGCCAAUUUCUACUACUACUGUACUGGUAACGUUUUGUUUUUACUCCCGUUCGAGCAAGAGGUUUUUGCACU
Messenger RNA from Acaromyces ingoldii, 879 nucleotides. RefSeq lists its product as hypothetical. NCBI's taxonomy places the organism in Eukaryota, Fungi, Basidiomycota, Exobasidiomycetes, Exobasidiales, Cryptobasidiaceae. Bases 46 to 804 code for a protein of 252 amino acids. The transcript has a single exon. The record is from RefSeq and is a predicted model, not a curated record. Gene Ontology annotation, biological process: canonical NF-kappaB signal transduction.